AUGGAUAAAAAGCCAGAAGCACAAAAGGUAAAACUUUUGUUAUAUCUUCUCGGACGCAAGGGGAGGGAAAUCCAUAGCACAAUACAAUUCCAAACAACAGAUGAGCAUGGAAACAAAGUCGACAUUGAGGAGAAAAACAUCACUGUGAAGAUGGUUCUAGACGAAUUUGACAAACACUGUGACCCUAAGAAAAAUGAGACAGUGGAGCGAUAUAAAUUCUACAGUCGAAGUCAACAAGUAGGUGACACUUUUGACAAAUUUUUAGCAGAAAUUAGAAUCUUGGCUGACACAUGCAACUUCGGAACACUUAAAGACUCUAUGAUAAGAGACAGAAUCAUUUGUGGUGUAAGCGAUUCUGGACUGCGAGAACGGCUUCUGCGUGUGGCAGACUUGGAUUUGGAUAAAUGUAUUCAGGUCUGCAGGGCAACUGAAGUUUCUAAAGAGCAAAACAAAGAAAUUGAACCACAGGCAGCAGGAGCAUCUGUGCAUACAGUGAACUCACACAAGAAGAACUUCAAGAAGCAUCCACAAAAACCACAAAGACAUCAGCAGCAACAACAAAACAGACAGGAUUCCAGUCAGUGCAAGUACUGUGGAAGUCGCCAUGUAAAGGGAAAACGAAACUGCAAAGCAUAUGGUCAUCAGUGUGGGAAGUGUGGCAAAUUACCUCAUUUUGAAAAGGUAUGCAACUCUACCAAAUCAAGUGUACACCAAAUCCAAGAGAGUGUUGAAUCGGACUCUGAUGACUACUAUUCUAUCUACAGUGUAGACCUCAGAAACCUCAGCGAAUCAAUCAACGCCAUUAACCAAGCCACCGAAAACAAAGUAUUUGCCACUUUGUCUGUGAAUGGACAGUAA
Ostrea edulis (European flat oyster) is the source of this 858-nucleotide messenger RNA. RefSeq lists its product as uncharacterized. NCBI's taxonomy places the organism in Eukaryota, Metazoa, Mollusca, Bivalvia, Ostreida, Ostreidae. The coding region runs from base 1 to 858 and encodes 285 amino acids. The record is from RefSeq and is a predicted model, not a curated record. The transcript has a single exon.